This is a messenger RNA of Caenorhabditis angaria, 1371 nucleotides long. The record is from the annotation of a GenBank genome assembly. Lineage: Eukaryota; Metazoa; Nematoda; Chromadorea; Rhabditida; Rhabditidae.
AUGAAGGUGUUAGUGAUUUUCAGCGCAAAAAUUUAGUCUUGAAAAUGUAUUUUUGGUUAAUAUUGAAUGGCGGCGGGUUUAGAUGAUUGUAGGGUUGAAUUUUGUUCUGAAACCAAUGAAAAUAGUGAGAAAUGUUAGAAAUGAAGAUAUUCAUGAUUUUCAGCCCAAAAUCUAGAGACUCAUUUUUUUAUUGAAAUCUCAAAAUUAUUCUUUUUAUACUCAAAUUUUCCAGAAAAUGCUCAAAUUUGUAACUUGUAUAUUUUUUGUGAUAUCGGCAAAAUUAGUGAAUUCGAUCGAGUUGACAUUCGAAUUGCCAGACAAUGCAAAUCAAUGUUUUUAUGAGGAUUUCAAGCAGGGAAAAGACUCGAUUCUCGAGUUUCAGGUGAGUAAAUCAAUAACUUUGGGUAGAAAUUCGGGAUAUAAAAUCUAUAAAUUUCAGGUAGUCACCGGUGGUCAAUACGACGUUGAUUUGAUUCUAGAAGAUCCAAAUGGCAAAGUUUUAUACAAAGACACGAAAAAACAAUACGAUAGCAUUAAUUUCAAGACUGAAAUCGAGGGAACCUAUAAAGCCUGUUUCUCCAACGAAUUUUCGACAUUUUCCCACAAAAUUGUUUAUAUGGAUUGGCAAGUUGGAGAUGAACAAGAGAAUUUUAAUAAAGCAAUUACACAAGGAACUCAUGCAAUGAGUCAAUUGGAGAAUUAUGCUGUUUCGAUUGGAGAUAAAUUGAGAACUGUUAGUUUUUUGAGGGGUGUAGGGGAUAUUAUGGGUUUCUUCAUUUCCACCUGAAAACCAUUAAUUUCAUUAUCUUCAACUUAAAAUUUUGAUCGACAAUUUUCAAUUUCAUCUAGAAGUAAUUGGAAAAUUUUAAAUUGUUCAGAUCAAAUUUUUAUGUGAAAAAAUUAAUUUCGAAAAUGAUCAAGAUUUCAGUGAAAAUUCAAAAUUGAAAAAAUGUUUAAAUUAUAAUUUUUUAAAUCUUUUCCACAAAACUCCCAAAUUUAACUGCGAAUCAAAAAAACUAUAUUGAACAAUCUUUAAAAUUUGGAACAAAAAGUUAACAGUAAACCUUUAAAAAUUCAUGAAAAUCCGAAUUUUAUGUUAUAAACUUUCAAAAAACUCAGUAAGCUUAGUUUUUGCUCCAGAAAACAACCCAAAACUCUAAUUUUCCCACCAAAAUCCCAUUUUUCUUCUAGGUUGACGACUAUCAAACCCAUCAUCGUCUUCGCGAAGCCACUGGUCGAAAACGCGCCGAAUAUUUGAAUGAACGAGUUAUGAUGUGGUCAAUUGGUCAAACAGCUUUGGUCAUUUUCAUCGGCAUUGCUCAGGUUUAUUUGCUCCGCUCAUUUUUCAGUGAUAAACGAUCGAGAUAUUAG